AUGGGCACAGCAAAUGUGCAGACCUGGGAACACAGCCCACAGGUGGUGGGAACCCCUCAUAAUGGGCACAGCAGGUAUACAAGCCAAAAUAAUCAGCACAGGGAUGGUGGGAACCCCUCAUAACAGGCACAGCAGGUGUACAGACCCAGGAACUCAGUACAGGGAUGGUGAGAACCCUUCAUAAUGGGCACAGCAGGUGUACAGACCUGGGAACUCAGUGAAGGGACGGUGGGAACCCCUAUAAUGGGCACAGCAGGUGUACAGACCUGGGAACUCAGCACAGGGAUGGUGGGAACCUCUCAUAAUGGGCACAGCAGGUGUACAGACCUGGGAACUCAGCAAUGGCGAAAACCCCUCAUA
Messenger RNA from Staurois parvus, 360 nucleotides. The record is from the annotation of a GenBank genome assembly. Lineage: Eukaryota; Metazoa; Chordata; Amphibia; Anura; Ranidae.